GCUCAGAGCAAAGGAGCGACUUAGACCAGACUGAAAAAAGGGCAGAGAGUGCAGUGGAGCAGGCAGAAAGCAGCCGGGCAGACUCUGGGGCAGACUCUCUGCACAUUGACUAGUUGGAGCAGUGAGCAGCACCUGAGCGGCGUCAGGCAUCUGCUACCUGUUGAGUUUAUUGUGGAAGCAGACAGGAGUGACUAAUUCUUCAAGGAGAAGUAUCAAAAGAGCAGUUCUGGACCUUAGACUAAUUGAUUUAAGUGCUGUCCCUGCAGCUUUUUGAAACAUUUUUUUAAAGGAAACUGAUUUCUUUGGAUCUUGCACCACUUUGUUGCAUCCUGGAACUUCUCCUCAGUGUCAAAACCAGCAGGAGGGAAAAAAAGAGAACUUAACUAUCCAUCUCCAGCGGCUCUCACAGCCCACCCUCUUGGCUUUGGACACCCCUCCUCUCUCUUUCUCUUUCUCACUUUCUUCUCCUCUUUUGCCCCCUUUGCCCUCCCUCAAUCACCUCACCUCCCCCCCAACAGAGCAGAAAGCGUGAAAAAUCUCACUAAUGGCUUUAUUUGCUGUCAGUUCUGUGCCUCUCUGUCAUUCCCCUGGACCAUUCUGCUUCACACAUUUCAUAGUUGAGUAAGCCUCCUCGACUGUCUGGCUAGACUUAGCAGUGCCCCUGCAAAGGCUGUGCUGGCUUGGAGCUCAUCAAGAGGGGAGGAAACACAGCAGCACCACUCAGUCUGAGAACUUUGUGGACAAGGACAUUCAGAUACUUAAUUCCUCACGUGUUUUUUUUUUAGCCUUUAGCAUCUUUAGCAUCACCAGGCGCCUUGGUGCUGAUUUGAAGUGUGAAGAUGAGGUGUGGAUGUGGCCCUCUGGCAGUGGUGGCUGCCGUGUUUUGGACUCAGUGCAUUCUUCUGGAUGGGGUGGAAGCCAGGAAGGAGCGAAAGAGGCCAAAGGAGGCUGCGCCGCAACACACAGAGUCGUACAAUGUGACUCUGUCCAACAGUGAGGAGGUCGGCGGAGGCAUCAAGACUUCUGAUCACCAACGGGUGGAUCCACUAGGGUCAUGGAUGGAUUUUGUCAAGCGACCAGUUGGAAACCUCCCCAGAAAGUGUCGCAAACGCAGACCAGCUCUGCCUGGACCACCAGGUCCUCCAGGUCCCCCGGGCCCUCAAGGACCUCCUGGCUUUCCAGGGGCUGAAGUGACCCAGGAAGUUCUUUUGCAGGAGUUCAAAGACAUGAUUAAAGAGGCUACAGAAAGGAGGGCAGCGGCACUUGACAGGCAAACAAGCCCCAGCCAGCAACCUACAGCCCUCCUGACACUGGAGGGAAUGGCCUCCCACCGCCGAAUACAAGAAGCUUUCCACUGCAAGCUCAAGGGACCUGUGGUGGUGGACAAGAAGACGCUGGUGGAGCUCCAGAACUUUCAGACACCGCCUGCUAAGGGAGCUUUCCUCAGGGGAAAAGGAAUGGACCAGUCAACAGGGAGGUUCACAGCCCAAAUCACUGGGAUAUACCAGUUUUCUGCUAAUGUCCACAUCGAUCACAAUGAGGUGAAGAGGAGCAAAAGUCAGCUUAAAGCCAGAGACAACGUCCGUGUGUUGAUCUGCAUCGAAUCACUCUGCCACAGAUACACUUCACUUGAAAUGAUUGUUGGAUUAGAAAGCAACAGCAAGAUAUUCACUGUGAGUGUUCAGGGUCUGCUGGAGCUACAGGUUGGCCAAUACACUUCCAUAUAUGUGGAUAACGCAGCUGGUGCUUCCAUUACAAUACAAAGCGGUUCGGAUUUCAUGGGCAUACUGCUUGGUGAAUAGCCUCACACUGGAAAAGGGCAUCCCCAAGCCAUCCACUGGUGUCUUAUGGUUCUUUGUAUCUUUGAAUGAACUGCCUCUUAAAACCAUGACACAAGACAAAAACCACAAGGGACUUUUGAAGGAAAGAUGAAUGGCUAAUAUUGACUUUACUGCCCAUCAGAUGGUGAAAGGACACUGUGAAGAACUUCAAAGCUGAGUUUGUUUUUCACAAUGCACUGCCACUUCCAUGGGGAACCUGGAUGCAUGCUGCCUCACGUAUGAAAUAACCUGAACAUGAAAUGGAGAUUACGUUUGCAUCAAUAUAUUCUUAAGGCUUUUUAAGACCUUUGCAGUAAACCAAACAUUAUUCUUGUUCACUGUUGUUGGUGGAAAAGCUAAAGAACAUGAAAUAUCACAGUCAUCUGUUUAAUAUAUAUUAAAAUGUAAUUGUUUUGUCUACAGUAUUUGUCAUUUACACACUUGUGAGAUGGUAUUUUUUUGGAUUUAAAUUCACAAUUUUAUAUAAAUUUAUGUAUAUUAUAUAGUGCAUAGACUCUGUGAGUACACUGGAUGAUUAAUGCUGGAUAGGCCUCAUAAUUUGGCAUCAUACAGACAUGAAAAAAACUAAGUACACCCAUAUAAUUCAAUAGCUUGCAGAACCCCAUAUUUCCUGUAAUUGAAAAGCUAGUAGCAGCAAUAAUUCAGGUUUUUUUUUCAUGUAUUGCCACUUUGUCCACUCUGCUUUAUAACAUUUCUUCAGUCUGUUGAGUUUUGUGGCCAAUCAUUUAUUUCUGAAGGCCAUGCAGUUUUGAUGCCUUGAUCACUUUCUUUUUCUGGUCUUCUGUAGUUGUGCUUGAGAGCGUGUUAAUGUGUCAGAGAGAUGGUUUUACAUUUGGCUGCAAAAUAUUUUGGCAUUGAGAAGAGUUCAUGGUCAGAGGCUCCUAGUUCAUGCAGAAAACGCCCAAAACAUCACACUCCCACUACCAUGCUUAACAGUUUGAGUAGCCCAGACAUUGGCCAUUGCAACACAUAGUAGCUAAAAAGUUUUCUUAGCAAUUCAUCAGUCUUUUCCACUUAGCUUAACAUAGCCUUGUAGAAAUAAAUCCCAAUAUUUAUUUCUUUAACAAGUUUUUCCCAUGGCAGUGGCUUUUUAUAAUUUUUUUGCAAUCACAGAAAAUACUCAGAAACUACUGAAAGGAUUAUGAGGUUAGCCGCCAGGCAACAUUUUCUAAAAAAUAUUAGUUAGUACUUAUACAUAUAUUAUGGCAUUGUGCAUAAUAUACCUCAGAAGACAUGCUAUUUAGCGAAUAAUGACUCAUGCUAACAUAUAAACUUUUACAGUGCUAUUGUGUUAGCAAAAUUGUGCUUUGCAUUUUCAUCUGGAAGUUAAAAUUUCUGCGUUCCAUGUCAGAAUAAUCAAUAGGGUUAUUGGUUUCAUACUAAUUAUGAAAAUCCAUUCUGUGCAUACAAAAUAAAUUAUGGUUCCAAUUGUACAUCACCAAACUUCCUGUCCUCCACUCCAGCUGGACACACAGAACAGCAAUAACUAGACACUGCUACUGAAAUGGUGUCACGUUUUUUUAUGAAACUGGUCUAUGGGCUGCUGUGAACAGUUUGAAUAAGACACAAUUAAAUGAGGUGAGGCGAUUUACCAGUAAUAAUCCAAAAUAGAGAUGUUCAAACAAAGGAAUUAUCAAAAAUAAUCUGGUGGGUAAUAAUACUUUCUCCAAUAACUUAUUGCUAUGGUUACGAGCACUGGUAUUCCUACGAAAAAGGCCAUGGAGAAGUUUACCCGUGUGCUUAUCAAAUUCAGCUGACUUUCAGCUCGCAAUGGCAAGUGUGGAAGACCAGCUAUUUCAACAAAAGAGAAGGAGACGGUGGUGGUGUUUUUAUGUGGAAUUUUGGGGUAAUUUGCUUUCAUUCCAAAGAUUAAAAAAUAACAUUGCUGUUGUUUCCAGCCUUUUUUCUGCCUUGGCCUCCAUUCUAACUUGCAUUGUAAAUGUCCAUUGUCCAGUUUUUAGAAUGAGAAGCCUUGGAUGGUUUUUGUCCUUGCCAUGUACUGUAGAUGUGUUAUUAUGGCAAUGUCCCCAUAAUUUUUGAUUAAAUGCCAAUAACUUGAAGCAAAACUGAAAUUUUGAAGACCAAUCAGUAAAAGUUUCAACUAAAAUCUUUUGAUAUCAAAAUGCAGUGUUUGUUGAUCCUUGUUUUAUGUUGCGUUUUAUGUUUCUGUGCAACAAAAAGUGUGUUCUGCUAAUUAUUUCCAACAAAAAAGCAGCAAAAACUUGCCAAAAAUGUUAUCGACAUCAAUUGCUGAUGAUAAUAUUCAUUAAACCAUCAUUUUAUAUUCAACCUUUAAAUUCUCUUGAAUCUCAGUUGUUUCCUUUGCUCACAUAUACUGUGUCUUAAUACACCCAAAUUGCCAAUAAAGCUGCUCUCAUUCAUCUAC
Xiphophorus maculatus (southern platyfish) is the source of this 4227-nucleotide messenger RNA. It is a transcript of the gene c1qtnf12, whose product is annotated as C1q and TNF related 12. The record is from RefSeq and is a predicted model, not a curated record. The transcript has 8 exons. NCBI's taxonomy places the organism in Eukaryota, Metazoa, Chordata, Actinopteri, Cyprinodontiformes, Poeciliidae. Gene Ontology annotation, molecular function: hormone activity. The coding region runs from base 840 to 1802 and encodes 320 amino acids.